Molecule: messenger RNA, 2322 nt
Organism: Pediculus humanus corporis (human body louse)
Lineage: Eukaryota; Metazoa; Arthropoda; Insecta; Psocodea; Pediculidae
Exons: 9
Coding region: 1-2322 (773 amino acids)
Biological process (GO): positive regulation of protein phosphorylation; cell population proliferation; DNA damage response
Cellular component (GO): nucleus
Source: RefSeq, a predicted model, not a curated record
AUGAGUGAUUCAGAUCAGAAAACUUUCAGCAAAAACUUUAUGGAAGUUUUAAAUAAAAUUUCCGACUCAAAAAUUAAAAGUAUAGAUAAUACGCAGUUAGAUAAAUUGGUGUCACACAUAAAUUUGGAAUUUGAUUUAAAACCAAAUGAUUAUUUAGAAUUACCUGGAUUAUCUAUUUGGUUACUGGAAACAAUUAAAUUAUGGAAAUUUCAAAAUCCAAAAAUACACACGGCUACUUUUCUAUGCCAUUUUAUUGGGAUUUUAUCCAAGCAUUGCAAAGGAUUUGAAUUUAUUCAAAAAGAUGAGAUUUUAAAUGAAUUGUUGGCAACUGUAGAACCUAUUUUAUUAAAUAAUGAUUUGUUAAAAUUAGCAAUUAUAAAAUUAUUUAGAAAUGUACAAAAGAGUAUAGAAUUUUUAAAUGAAUUUUUAAAAAGUACUGAUGGUGACUCGAUCGUUGGUCAAAUGUUGCAAGAAAUUUUGUCUUUACAAUUUGAAAGUAUCGAUUUAACAUAUAUUGUUUCAUCGGUUUACAUUUUACAUCUGAUAACAAAAAUCUUAGUUGACAAUAAUAAGUGUUCAGAAAAUGAAGUCCUUCUUAUUAUACUGAAAGUUUUUGAAAAUUUAUUAACUAAAAACCGAUUUAUUUGCAUCAUUAAUUUGGGAAAAUUUUGCCAAUUACAAUUUGAUGAAAUUAAAACGAAAUUUAAUUCUAACACAUCUGUUCAAUUAUAUUUAGCAGUUCUUCAACUUGUUCCAUUGCUAAGUUAUAAAUGUUCACCAGAAAAUGAAAUAUUUGAAAAAACAAUAGAAAAAUUUUUUAAUUUUUUUAUACCUGACUGUAAAAUUUAUAUUAAUUCAUUUGGAAAUAAAAUACAAACUCAUGAAAAUUUAAAAAAUUUGGCUGUGAGAGGUUUGUUAAAUGUUUGUUCAAAUCUGCAAUGCUUAGAUUUGAGGGAAGUAACAGUAUUGUUAAACUUUCUUGUAUUUGUGUUAAAUAUGUUUUUCUACGAUGAAAUAAAUUUUCAAUGUUUCGAUGAACCUGUCAAUAAAAAGUUUAAAAAGGAAUUACAUAAUCCUGCAGAUGAUAUUUCAGUAAUUUCAGCAAUAAUAAAAUCAUUGUCUUUACUAAUAGAAAAGUUUAAUGUUAAUAAAGUUGAAUUUAAGGAUAAUUUUGAUCUAAUAAAACUUACUAGUCAAUUGUUACAAAAUGAAAAAUUAUCAUCUGUUGUGAUUGUCGAUACUUUAUCGUUAGUAAAACGAAUAAUUGUUAACAUUGCUUCAGUAAAUAAUUCGAGUUUGAUUGACAUAAUUGAAGAAAAAAAUUUUUUCACUUUAAUUAAAUCAGUUAUAAAUGGAGAUAUUGAAAGUUACGUUAGAGCGUCUGCCAUAAGAGCUUUAUCCGCAUUACUUAAAAUAAAUAAAAUAAGAUUUUCCGUAAAUUUGUUAAAUUUAUCUUCCGAAAUUAUUGUUUUAAUACAAAGGGAAACGGAAGGGAUUGUGCGGCAAGAAGGUGUAUUAUUGUUAAAACAAAUUUACUCUUAUUUUAAUGAAGGAACCAAACAAUUAAAAGUUUUUUUUGAAACGAUGAGUUAUUUAGCUAUUUGCGAUUUGCAUUGGGAAGUUAAAAUUAAUGCUCUUCUUUUUUGGGAAGCUGCCAUUAUUAAAGUACUAGUUGCUCAUGGUAUUCCUGUCGACUCUGAAAAGAAAAAAAAUAUUAAUAUUAGUGAUGAAAGUAUUAUCGAAACUUUAUACAAUGCAUUAAAUCAAUUAUCUAAAAUUGGUUGCUUGUAUGUUCUUUUAUCAACUUUAAUAAACGAUUGUGAUUUUCAAGUUGUUCAGAUAUCAGCUAAAAUAACAUCUAAUUUAUUAGAUAUUUUAAAAUCUUACUGCAACCUAAACAAACUGAUUAAUUUUAAUGAGAGUCAAAACUCUCAUGAAUGUACAUCUGAAAAUACAAACCUAAAUUUAUUAUUUGAAAAUACAGACGUAAAUAAUUUCAAUAUGGAAACAAGAAAUGAUCAUAUUGAAAAAACCAUUUCUAAUUCUGAAGCAGUAAUCGAUGAAAUAGUCAAAGAAGGAGAUUUAAGUUUACUCGUUAACAUUCAAAAAAAUUGUAAAAGUGAUCAGUCUUACACUAAUAAAAUUCUGUUGCAAGAGUUAAAACCUGAAAAGUUUUUAAAAAUGUUGCAAAAUUUUCAUUAUAAUGAAUUUUUAAAUGAAAAGAAAAAAUGGUGGAAUAUUCAUAUGGAUGUUAAUUCUUUAUUGGAAGACAUUAUUAAAUCUAAUACAGAAUGUGAAGCGAAUACAUUAGAUUGUUAUUAA